GAUGUUUCCAUCCCAGUAGAAUUUUCUACUGAGAAUGGUGCAAAAGAUAAAGAGGAGGAAUUGAAAAAUAGCACUUCUAGUAUAGUUGAAAAAAGCGCCGUAAUUGAUGAUCUUCCAUCAUAUGAACUUGCAUCGACCGACGCUACUCCGGCAUAUUCGGUAUCUGAUCCUUCUAAACAACAUUCUGAUCCUUCAGCUGUUGCAUCAACAAUUUCUAGACAUA
This is a messenger RNA of Racocetra fulgida, 223 nucleotides long. The record is from the annotation of a GenBank genome assembly. NCBI's taxonomy places the organism in Eukaryota, Fungi, Glomeromycota, Glomeromycetes, Diversisporales, Gigasporaceae.